AUGGAACCCCUGAGCACGGUAUCUUCGAUUCUCAGUUUGUUGGAUAUAUCUCUACGGACGACUUCCGCCUUAGCUAAGUAUGCUCAAGCCACUCGACAUGCCGCAUCCGAACGAGGCCUCCUUGCAAAGGAAGCGCUUCUCCUAUCAAGUCUUCUAGAACGGUUAAAGGAUCGAACGGAAAGCGCAAACCCAAACCAGAAAUGGCUGGAUGAUAGAGCAGAUAUCUUGAACCAGUUUCAAAGUGCCUAUGCUGACCUCGGCAAAGCACUAAAGCUGAGUGCUUCAUCACCAAAACUAGUCCAAGAGAGCCGCUUCAAGGCAGCCAUAACAACAGCAAAAUGGUCUUUCUCCAAGGCCGAGGUUUUUGCUCUCCUGGAGCGCCUUACUCGCCUGCAGCAGUACGCCAAUACGCUAUUACUGGAACAUCAAGAUACUGUUCUUGGCCGCAUAGACAAGAGGCAGCAACAGGUCGUUGACGAGAAGUACAAGCAAUCCAUCCUCAGCUGGCUGUCACCGCUGCAGAUGAACCGUACUCUGCGGACCAUCUCUGAGCGGGCGGCCGAGGGGUCGGGGAAGUGGUUCCUGACUUCCGAAGCUUAUGAGCGAUGGGGUGCCGGCACCGAAAGGCUUUUGUGGGGUUGGGGAAUACCAGGGGCGGGUAAGACAGUGCUCGCAGCGCUCGUCGUUGAACAACUACGUCGGCGGCGGGUUGAGAUCAGCGGCAACAGGAAUAAGUUCGGUGUUGCUGUGGUUUUUCUUAGGUAUCAUGACCCGGAACAUACCCUUCAUAACAUACUCGCAAGUCUCAUCAAACAAUUGGUACAAGAACGAGACUCUGUUCCCGAUCAGCUUCGAGAGUUGUUCGACAACCACUGCGGCCAGGAAACGACAGCAUCUCUAGAAGAUAUCUUGGACGCCCUGUCAGCUUUGGUCGAGACGUACAACAUGGUUCACAUCGUUGUCGACGGGCUGGAUGAGUGCAACGAUGAGGUCCGAUGGAUGUUGGUUGAGAAGCUUCAGGGGCUGCCUCCCAAUGUCUGCUUGAUGCUGACAUCUCGCUUCCUCGAAACCAUCGACGAGGAGCUGGCCGACUUUGAACGCAUGGAGAUCAAAGCUCACAAAGAUGACAUUGAGCUGUACAUCGACGCUCAAAUCCGGAAAAACAGGAACCUACGAAGGAUGGUUCAGAGAAGUCCGGCGUUACGCCAGGAUAUCAAGGACGUCGUGACCAAGACGGCGCAAGACAUGUUUCUUCUCGCGCGCCUUCAUGUUGAGUCUCUUGUAAGCGCAGCUGCUCUAUCGGUUAAGCAUGUCCGCAACAAGUUACAGACUCUCCCCAUGACCCUCCCCGAGACAUAUGAUGAGGCUAUGCGCCGAAUCACGAACCAGGAACCAGAACACAGAGCCAUUGCGCUGAAAGCUUUGGCAUGGGUCAGCUACGCGUUCCGGUCCCUAUCUUUGAGGGAACUUCAGCAUGCAUUGGCAAUUGAGCCAGGGGUCGCAGAGCUGGAUGAGGAACUCAUGAUUGAGGGAAACAAUCUCAUCUCGCUUUGCGCGGGACUCAUCGUUAUUGAUCAAGAUACGAGCGUUGUGAACUUAGUACACUACACCACGAAGAACUAUUUCGAAGACAUCCGCCUCACGACCUUUCCCGGCUUCCAUGCCACUAUCACCAUGAGUUGUGCUACCUAUUUGAACCUUGAUGUGCUCAAGGAUGCGAGCAUCUGGAAGAUUGUACGAUGGUACCCUUUAGCAUGUUAUGCUGCACAACACAUGGCGGAACACGCACGGCAAAAUCCUGAAGACGCUCUUGAGCCACCAAUACUGGAUAUAAUCUGUCAGCUUCUUUCGCGACCCGACAAGAGGAGACCACUUCUGGCUUUGUUGGAUGGACUGGAUCUGAUAAAUGCUGGUUUCUACUCUUCUUUCAACCCUGCACUACAUACCCAAGAUGAUCUGGGGAUCAGAGAAGGUACAUCGACAUUCAGUCACGACGACACGAUUUCCGAAUCCCGACCGGCUAGCAUCCGCACUCAUAGCGCACCUGCAGAUUUGUCGAGUUCAGAGACUGAUGCUACGGACACGGAAGAUGACCUACCCUCCUCGCAGGACACUGCUGUCAGGACAUCAGGAUCACCCGAGGUGACAGCACUUCAUCUUGCGGCGUCUAUGGGUCUCGCUAAGGUUGCGUCUAUGCUGCUCAAGAGCUCUCCUGACGUUGACGCUCUUGAUGAAAAUGGGAAUACCGCGCUUGCUGUUGCCAUGGAAAGGGGCUUUGCGAAGGCCGUCGAAUUCCUAAUCGAGAGCGGCGCUUGUGUCGACCUAGCCGAUGGUCACGGCAGAGGUGUUCUCUUGCUUGCGGCCGAGCGUGACUGGACGAGGGUCGCAGAACUCAUUGUUCAGAGGGGCAGAGCUACCGUUGCGGAAGAUGCUCGAGGGGAUCACAGAGGUUCAGUCCAGGCGUUUAUCGCAGCUUACUACGGGAAGGCUGCGGAUCUCAAGCGUUCACUUGAUCAGAAAGACGUAGAUCUGGGCGGAGAGAAGUUGGAAGCGGGUGAGAUGGCUUUGUUCAUCGCUGUUGAGCGAGGGCACACCGAUCUGGUUAGCAUUCUCAUCAACGCUGGUGUCAACGUCAACGCGAAAGACAGCACUGGUCAGACUUCUUUACAUCGCGCAACACGACGCGGAAACGAGUCCAUAAUGCAGACACUACUUCAACACGGCAUCGAUAUAGAGCAAAAGAACGAUGACGGCCGUACAGCUUGGAGUGCAAACGCGCAAACCUGUAAUGAACACAUCCUGGGAAUCCUUCUCAAAGCUGGAGCCGAUCCGAAUACUCGGGGCCAACAGGGAGUUCAUGAGAUCUACCAUGCGGCGGCGCGUGGCGAUGCGAACUACGUCCGUUUCCUUCUCAAAAGUGGGACAAACCCUUCAAUCACAACUGACUUCGGUUGGGCUCCGCUCCACUGGUCAUCUUCCAAUGGCCAUGUGGAGACGGUCAAGCUGCUUUUAGAAGCAGGCGCUGACCCGUCGCCCGUGGCUGAUCAGGACAAGACACCCCUGGAUAUGGCAAUACAAAGUAAUCAGAGUGGUACCGCUGAGCUCCUCAGAAAGGCCGGAGGACUCCGGCACCAAGAGCUCGCCUCCAGCCUCGGGCGCCUAUCGUUAAGUGAACCGCGAACUACUACAUUCAGAACUACGGAACGGGCCAGCUCCGGUAAAGAGGCACAGUUAGGAACAGACGAAGGUAAUAUAGCUUCAAGAAAACGCCGAUUCAUCUUCGAUGAGAGCAUGUAUCCCUUGCUGAUUCCUGGUUACUUCGUUUACUGCCCGGACGAAGAGCGGCAGCCCGGCUCAAAGCAUUCAACCUAUGCGAUUAGUCAACCGCUGGGAACAGGCGGCACGUCACUCACCAUUCGGCAUGCAGAAGGCCUUGGCAGAGCGCUCUUUCCGGAAUACCUCACUGGCCUCGCAACAUACUUAGGCUCAAGUGACACGCUCUACGAGAUUGUAGCAAAGAGUGUGGACUACCAACACAUGGAACUUCGAGGAAGUCCAAAUGGCCCUUUUCCUGGAACGAUUAUCAUGACCAAAGCAUGGACGGGCUCCUGGCAGACGCAUCAUAACCACGACGGCAAGAGUAGCUUGCUCUUCCGGACUGCGCCUGACUGGUCGAAGACGAACAACGAUGCGCUUCGUUGGACGGCCGAGGACGGAACACUGCUAGCUCGGACUGGAUUCAUAGAGAAGCUACCGGUUCUGGAUAUUGAGAUCGGAGUGGAGCAUGCCUUACAGGAGGUUCUCAUUGCCUGCUGGAUCGCAAGAACAUGGUCGACAUUUCAGACAGUCCCCACGGAGGAAACAUUAUGA
Messenger RNA from Coniosporium apollinis CBS 100218, 3870 nucleotides. RefSeq lists its product as uncharacterized. The coding region runs from base 1 to 3870 and encodes 1289 amino acids. NCBI's taxonomy places the organism in Eukaryota, Fungi, Ascomycota, Dothideomycetes. Gene Ontology annotation, molecular function: protein binding. The record is from RefSeq and is a predicted model, not a curated record. The transcript is spliced from 3 exons.